GGGUGGCUGAUGGUCAUGUCCAAGAACAAGAUCCCGGCGGCGCUGCGCGUGGUCGUGUGCGGGCCGGCGCACCCUGACGCCGGCGUCAUGCAGGUCAAGUUCUGGGGCACGAGCCGCGCCAUCGGCCGCCAGCUCAAGAUGCUCAGCCACUUCCACCUGCGCGUGGCCUCGCCGCGCCUCUCGGUCGGCCCGGCCCAGCAGCUGCGCUACGGCCUGCUGCUCGACAAGCACCGCAUCGACCUGGGACUCUGCCGCCGCUGGCUCGACCACUGCACGGCCUCGCACCGCGGCACCUGCCAAGCGCCGCGCUGGGCCGCCACGCUGGAGAAGCUGUCCUGCGGCACUGGCUUCUACUUGAUUGACGUCGUCAAUAACACGCUGGUGCACAAGUCGGCCGCCGCAGACGAGUGCGCGUACGCGGCGCUCUCGUACGUGUGGGGCCCGCCCGAGCGCUUCUCGAGUCUCCUCUACCUGACCAGCGCCAACGCCGGGUCCCUCCUCGCGCGCCGCAACAGCAUCACGCCGCGCGUCGGCCAGACCAUCUGGGACGCCAUGGCCGUGGCGCGCGCGCUGGGCCUGCGCUACCUGUGGGCCGACCGGCUGUGCAUCGUGCAGGACAGCGCGGCCGACAAGGCGGCGCAGGUGCGCCAGAUGGACCGCGUGUACGGCGGCGCGGCCAUCACCAUCGUAGCGGCGACGGGCGCACACCUCGACGCGGGGCUCGCCGGCGUCGGCGCGCCGCGUGCCGUGGCCCAGCUCGCGCGGCAGGUCACGCGCCGCCCGCCCGUCAACGUGCUGCUGCCCGUCGCCACGAACCGCAACCGCGACGGCGACGGCACCACGAGUCCAUGGGCCACGCGCGCCUGGACGCUGCAGGAGAAGCUGCUGUCGCGGCGGCUGCUGGUGUUCCGCGACGGGGCCGUCGACUUUUGCUGCGCGCGCGGCACGCUGCACGAGGACAUGUCGGCCGCCGACGCGCACUCGGACCCGCCG
Lasiosphaeria miniovina is the source of this 993-nucleotide messenger RNA. RefSeq names its product heterokaryon incompatibility protein-domain-containing protein. The annotation marks the transcript as partial. The transcript has a single exon. NCBI's taxonomy places the organism in Eukaryota, Fungi, Ascomycota, Sordariomycetes, Sordariales, Lasiosphaeriaceae. The record is from RefSeq and is a predicted model, not a curated record.